UUAUUGUCCUUUUCUUAUUUGUCUGUUAACUCAGCUGGAGAAAAGUGUCAGGCGGUUCAGGGAGACAUUCCAUGGAAAGAUAGCUGUGGAAAAGGCAACCUUACUGAUGAGACGCUAUGCCAACAACCAUCAAAUGGUCACCUGGGCAGUUAUACUGAAGAAAGGCAACGAGCUGGAUGAUGAGGACAGAAAAUGCUUAGAGACGGAUCAGGCUGUCAAGAAUGUGGUGCAGAGACUCACAGCUGAGGACAGGGAACCUCUGGUCCCUCCUGCACAACAGCACCGAGGAAGCAGACAGCCUGAAGACGAUAAUGAUAUCAAGGAGCUGGGAGAGCGUCUGCGGGUCCUGCCUCUCACUGAGAAGAACAAGAGAAUGUUUGAUAAUGCCCAGCGCCACCUCACCCCCUCUGUCCUGCACCAGUUUGCCUGYCAGACCUGUGACAAGGACUGGUGGCGUCGGGUGCCCCAGAGGAAGAGGGUAUCUCGCUGUCACCUGUGCAAAGAAGAAUAUGACCCCUGUCCCUUUAUGACAAAAUGUGGGAGGCUUUGGGAGGAUGGAUUUGGGCUCCCCCUGCUACUCCUGUCGAACUCUGGUGAUCCCAACAGAGAUUCUUCUCCACGCAAGGAGGGUCGCCAGAGGAACAGGAAGCCUCGCGUGGUCAAUCCCAGCUCCAUCCAACAUCAGCUCCGGCUCCACCGUCAACACCUGCCUGAGCCAAGGAAGCCUGGAGAACCUUACGACUCAUCAUGGAUGACAUCAAGAGAGGGAGAGUGA
Molecule: messenger RNA, 775 nt
Organism: Salvelinus sp. IW2-2015
Lineage: Eukaryota; Metazoa; Chordata; Actinopteri; Salmoniformes; Salmonidae
Source: RefSeq, a predicted model, not a curated record